GGAGAUCCCGGCAUGGAUCGUCGACGGAUAUUCGACCAUGAUGACCGAGAUCGACUCACAGUUGGCCGACAUGGGUCUUCAGAGCACCACUGUGGUUACACCCGUCGGCGUGGGGUCGUUGGCGCAUGCUGUUGUCAAGCACUUCAAGGCUCGUUCUGAGGGCCCGAAGGUGGUUACAGUGGAGCCAGACACAGCGGCAUGUCUAUACCAAAGUCUCAAGGCGGACAAGAUGACGCCAGUCGAAACUACACCAACGAUCAUGGAUGGCUUGAACUGCGGUACUGUUACACCCGUCGCGUGGAACGACCUGCGUCGGCAUGUAGAUGCAAGCGUCACUGUGUCCUGUUACGAGAGUCACUGUGCUGCGCAACACUUGGCGUCUGAAAGCGUUACAGCAGGCCCUUGUGGAAGUGCAAGCCUUGCAGCAUUGAGGCGAAUCGCGGAAUCAAGGGAAGGCUCACGUAUUCUGGACAGUGAGUCAGUCGUGGUUUUGUUAAGCACUGAAGGCUCUCGACCAUACCCGAUUCCUCACGAUGUAUCCAUUGAUGAUCCCAUAUUUCUCACCCAAGAAUUAACCCGAAUUGAUUCUUCGAAUGUGACUCUUUCCGCUGCAAAUGGUGCUGGCGAGGCAGGAAUAGUUGAUUAUAUCUCAGCAUGGCUUGCGCAUCGCGGUAUUGAGACUCACCGUAUUGAAACUGUCUUCGGACGUCCUUCUGUCGUCGGUGUCCUUCGUGGUAGCGGUGGCGGUAAAUCGCUGAUGCUCAACGGCCAUGUGGACACUGUUAGUCUGGCCAGCUACGACCAUGAACCUCUGUCUGGUCACUUGACUGAGAAGAAUGGUCGCCCCACUGUAUUUGGCCGCGGUAGCUUGGAUAUGAAAAGUGGGCUAGCUGCAGCUUUAUCAACCUUAGUUGCUAUUAAGACGAGUAGCUGUACUCUUCGUGGCGAUGUGAUCCUUGCUGCCGUGUCCGACGAAGAAGACGCUUCCCAGGGAACUCGCGACCUGAUGGAGGCUGGAUGGAAAACAGAUGGUGCAAUCAUUCCUGAACCAACGAUGUGCGCGAUCGUCCCUGCCCACAAAGGAUUCCUCUGGGUGGAGAUUGAUAUUAUCGGUGUUGCUGGCCAUGGUUCAAACCCUGCGACUGGAGUCGAUUCGAUCCUCUUGGCCGGUCGUUUCUUGACUGUUCUAGAGAAUUACCAACGCCAACUUCCUGUAGAUGAUGUACUUGGCCCGGCAUCUCUUCACUGCGGUCUAAUCAAGGGUGGUGAAGAACCAUCGUCUUAUCCAGCAAAGUGCACAAUCACGGUGGAAUUCCGUACUAUACCAGGCCAGACAGACGAAUCUAUCCUCCGGGACAUGCAAACCCUUCUUGCGAACAUCGCGAAAGAAACACCGGAAUUCAAAUACGAAGAACCCCGGGUCACCAUUUCUCGUCCCACUCAGAAAAUCCCAUCUGAUCACCCUUUGGUCCAGAAGACGGUUGAUCUUGCGAAGAAGUCGUUAGGACAUUCGCCUUCGAUCGAGGGCGCGGCGAUCUGGUGUGAUGCGGCGUUGCUCACGCAGGCUGGUACGCCGGCCAUUGUCUUUGGUCCUUCUGGCGAGGGUCUCCAUGCGAAGGAGGAGUGGGUUGAUGUAGAAAGCAUUAAGCAGGUAACAGACGUUCUUACUAGUUUAGUUAAAGAUUUCUGCCAGUAAUUGGUUUUAUUCCUAUAGAAAAGAG
Molecule: messenger RNA, 1721 nt
Organism: Aspergillus glaucus CBS 516.65
Lineage: Eukaryota; Fungi; Ascomycota; Eurotiomycetes; Eurotiales; Aspergillaceae
Exons: 1
Coding region: 41-1696 (551 amino acids)
Molecular function (GO): hydrolase activity
Source: RefSeq, a predicted model, not a curated record